UAUAAUGUAACAAUUUAGGAGCUACAGUGUAGCCAAUAAAGUGCCCGCGACAACCGAGCGCAUCUGCUCGCCGGUGCGCCCUUCUCUCCCCCCCUCGCCCUGGAUGGGAAAAGAGACCAACGCCGACCUCGGACAUCGGAUGACAUUUGUUACGGAGGCGCAGCCGGAGGGGGACGGGACUGGAUCACAACGCAUUCGUAUGAGGCUGAUGUAUGUCCCCAGAGAGGAGACCGCAGUCCCCAGGAGCCACAUAGCACCUCUCCCACACCUCCACCGCCACCUCCUCUUCUGUUGUCCGGCAACAUGCCUUCUGAACCCAGCCUCAGCAGCAGGGAGAUGCUGACAGGACAGAGGCUCUGUCAGUCAAAGUCCCACCAGGACUCGGUCCUCGCUGCCCUGAACCAGCAGAGGAAGGACGGCCUGCUGUGUGACGUCACCCUGGUCGCCGGCGAGCAGAAGUUCCACGCCCACAAAGCCGUCCUGGCAGCGUGCAGUGAUUACUUCAGGGCUAUGUUCAGCCUGUGCAUGGUGGAGAGUGAGGCAGACGAGGUGACUCUGCAAGGGGUGACCGGCGUUGGACUGAAGCACGCUUUGGACUUCGCCUACACUGGGCAGAUCCUGUUGGAGCCAGCGGCGAUCCAGGACGUCCUGUCUGCAGGCAGCCACCUGCAGCUGCUGGAGCUACUCAGUCUCUGCUCCCACUACCUCAUCCAGGAACUGAGCAGCGUGAACUACCUGGAGCUGUACCGCGUGGCUGACCUGUUCCACCUCCCGGCCCUGGAGGAGGCCGUGGUGGGCUUCCUGGUGGAGCAUCUGUCCGAGCUGAGACACAGCCGGCAGGACGAGGCCCUGCAGCUGCCCUACCGCCUCCUCAGGGAGGUGCUGAAGAGCGACCGCCUCACCUCCCUGAGCGAGGAGGAGAUCUGGAAGCUGGUCGUUCUGUGGCUGGACCACGACUGCCGACACCAGUACGCCGACGAUCUGCUCCAACACGUCCGCUACGGCCUGAUGGACGUCCCCACGCUGCACCACCUCGCCCGCAGCCACUCCCUGGUCCAGUCCAGCCCGACUGCCGCCGCCCUGGUGGAGGAGGCCCUGGACUACCACCACGCCACCUUCGCCCAGCCCCUCCGCCAGUCGGCCCGCACCAGGCCUCGCUUCCAGUCCCUCACCCUCUACAUCGCCGGCGGGCGCAAGCGGGAGGUGAGCAGGGUCAAGGAGCUGCGCUACUUCAACCCGGCCGCGCAGGAGCACGUGCGCGUCGCCGGCGGCUCCAACUGGAGCGAGCUGGCGCCCAUGCCCACCGGGCGCAGCCACCACUGCGUGGCCGUGAUGGGCAACUUCCUGUUCGUGGUAGGCGGGGAGGUGGAGCACGCCACCGGGAGGACCUGCGCCGUGAGGACCGCCUGCCGAUACGACUCCAGGGGGAACUGCUGGACCGACAUCGCCCCCAUGAAGGCCUGCAGGGAACACUUUGUGCUGGGCGUGCUGGGCCAGUUCCUGUACGCAGUGGGGGGCCGCAACGAGCUGAGGCAGGUGCUGCCCUCGGUGGAGCGCUACUGCCCCAAGAGGAACAAGUGGAUGUUUGUGCAAGCCUUCGACCGCUCGCUGUCCUGCCACGCCGGCUGCGUGGCCGACAGCCUGCUCUGGGUGUCAGGCGGGGUGACAAACACGGCUCAGUACCAGAACCGACUGAUGGUGUACGACCCAGAACAGGACCAGUGGCUGGCCCGCAGUCCCAUGCUGCAGAGGCGGGUGUACCACGUCAUGGCGGCGGUGAGGAGGCAGCUCUACGUGCUGGGCGGCAACGACCUGGACUACAACAACGACCGCAUCCUGGUCCGCCACAUCGACUCCUACAGCAUGGACCUGGACCAGUGGACGCGCUGCUCCUUCAGCCUCCUCACGGGCCAGAAUGAGUCUGGAGUGGCCGUCCACGAUGACAGGAUCUACGUGGUUGGAGGAUACUCCAUUUGGACCAACGAGCCUCUGGCAUGCAUUCAAGUGCUGGACCUGAGCACAGAGGGGAAGGAGGAGGUUUUCUACGGGCCGACGUUGCCAUUCGCCUCCACGGGAUAGCGACUUGCUUCCUCCCGGCUCCUUUCUUCACCUGCCCCAACCUGCAGACCCUACAAGUACCACAUCACAGGAUCGGUGCAGUUUAAACCCCCAUACAACCCCCCCCCCCCCCCCCAAAAGAAAAACUAUAUAAACACUAAGUAUGUGCGAACACGGCCGACAAAGACGUACCUGCUGUGGCGUCACAGGAGGGUACACAGACUUCGCCGAGACCUCAGAUGUCAUUCAUUUCAUACGUUGAGACUCAAGAGACAAGGUGUUUCUGCAGGCUUCUAGCAAUCUAAAAGCAUAAAAAAAAUAACAAGCAGAUGCCACAAUAAUACAGCGUACCUGUUGUAUUUACCCAAAGACUGACCCCAACUCCAAAGGGAUCCAUUCCCUGAGAAGACGGGAACAAAACAAGUGACUUGUGGGAAGCGAACUUUCCUGAAUUGCUCAAAUGUCCACAGGAGUUCCAACAAACUGUCCUCUUUCUAACCCGUUAUAAGGGUUGAAGAGAUUGUCUUUUUUAUUGUCUAAAAUCACUGUCGACCGCGUCGGUGGUCUUUUUCCACAUAUGGAGAAGCGUUUCCUCAUCGACUCGCAUGCAUUUAGAAACGGCAGGCUGUGUUGUAUCAAAAGCUUGAAGCACAUUAACAACCAUGUCAUUUUUCUUAACCCUUUAAAUAAGGUUAAAAAAAACAGUUUAGGUUCAAAUUUAUGUCUAUCGUCAUCCAGAGAAUGUCUUAAAAAAGGGUUUAUACGAUGUUAAAACACAAAGCAAGAAAACAUCCCACUGCACAGAAGAAUCUAUGGCUCAUUUUCAGACUUAAAAAGCCGCAUGUACGUGCAUGUGGAUGCAUUCGAUGGGGGCUGUUCACAGCUCUGAGGGGAACGAGGUGAAUUACCCAGCAGACCGACCACUAAUCCAAAGCCUCACUCCUGCUGCCUCUCUCUGAUGUCGGCGGGCGGAGAGGAACGCGGUGCAGCGGAGCGCCGCCCUGAUGAAGGGAUAGCGCACAUCCACCUUUUGACGAGGCUGCAGAGAUGACGCGCAGCGACAGAUAACGGGACCUCGCUGAUUGUGGGAGACAGGAGGGAGACUGAAGCCGCGUCGUGAGACAUCGCCGCGACUUAGCAGGAGGAUGGAGAAUGGGAACAAACAGUACUGCUCUCGUGUUUCCUCCCUGGUUCUUUUCUCUCAUUAGAUACGUGAGCCAACCGGGUAGAGAGAGCGAUCCGCCACAUGAUGGUACGAGCACGGAUAAUCUGCGCUGACACUCACUUUUCUCACUACGCAGCUGAAAUAAAAAAUAAAUAAAUGGGAGAGACCUUUA
Molecule: messenger RNA, 3395 nt
Organism: Gasterosteus aculeatus aculeatus (three-spined stickleback)
Lineage: Eukaryota; Metazoa; Chordata; Actinopteri; Perciformes; Gasterosteidae
Gene: klhl32
Product: kelch-like family member 32
Molecular function (GO): protein binding
Source: RefSeq, a predicted model, not a curated record